CAGAGAUGAUUAACUGGCAUGAAAAGUGUUGUAGGUAGUUUGAGUGUAAGAGAGCGAGCGACAGCAGCGGCACCAUCUGCCACACAGACUUAGCCACCAGCCAAUCAACAGCCUUGAAACAAUUGCUGCUGCGGAAUCAGCCAACUGCGUCUUGCGGAACACCGGGACAUUGAUGUCUUCUCGGCACCGAUGGCAUUAUAAAAGAUGUCCCAACCAAGCCGGCUUGUCCGCCGCCCGUCGAUCUCACUGUCACUCAGUCGUCCGUGGCCGCCCCAGGGAGCUCAGCGCAGGUUUCCAGCAGUCUUCUCACAAACUUUGAGUGAUGGUUCUCUCGUUCGGUCUUGCUCGCGAACAAACUAGUUUUGCUGUUUAGUGAAUAUUUUUUGGGGGGUGAAUUUAUUUGCAUACAAAGAGUUUUAGUACAGACAUAGAUACAAAUUUCAAAGAACACAACGCGGACAUGUGCACGUCUUUGAAAGUGCUCGAAACAUUAAGUUCCCAUGAGGAGGUCUGAUCUCUGAAGUGUUUGGAAGAGCGACUCCCAAGACUUUAAACAGCAGCAUCAAACAGGACCUCUCUGCGAGAAAAAAAUUUAAGUAGAAGAACAUUUAUCCUUUGAUAUUGCCACUGCCGUCAGCACGAACCAUUCAAGUUCAAUACCGGAAACAUAUAAGGCAAAUUACAUAUAACAAAUACUUCUGACACUGACCUGCAGGAAAUCUGCAGCAAGCUGAACAGAACGGUUUUUGUAUUUUGGCCACACAAUACUAAUGUUAUUGUUUUAGAAAAGUAGACAAAAGUGUCUACUGGCCUACUGGACACUUACUAAUGACGUCUUCAAACGCCUUUUUCCUGACAAAGAUCUUGCCAACAUUCCUGUGGUCAAGGUAGUUGCACGCUUAUUAUACUUGUGCUGAGGGAAGUUUUGCUGACAGCAGGACAAGGUUAGCUGCUGACUUUUCCAAGAACAGCAACUGUCUGGUUCCUCCACAUUCUUACAUUUCGAACCUUGCACUUCAGCACCAGUCAACUUUACUUGAAAGGCUUCCAAAGAUCGCAGCUGAAAACAACAACAACAACAACAACCACCACCGUAGCAGCAGCAGCAGCAGCAGCAGCAGCAGCAGCAGCAGCAGCAGCAGCUUAACCGUUUUUUCGUCGUGUCGUCUUCAACUUCCAAAUCAACAACGUGACCAUGGAUUUCAACGAAUACAGACAGAGAGGGAAGGAGAUGGUGGACUACAUCGCCGAUUACCUGCAGAACAUCCGCAAACGGAGGGUUUUCCCCGACGUCAGUCCAGGCUACAUGCGAGCUCUGGUACCAGAGUCUGCACCAGAACAUGGAGAGUACUGGGAAGACAUUUUCAAAGACGUGGAGAGAGUUAUAAUGCCCGGAAUCACACACUGGCAGAGUCCCAAGAUGCACGCCUAUUUUCCCGCUCUCAAUUCCUUCCCCUCCUUGCUCGGCGACAUGUUGGCGGAUGCUAUUGGUUGCCUAGGUUUCACAUGGGCGUCAAGUCCGGCGUGUACGGAGCUGGAGACAAUCGUCAUGGACUGGUUGGGCAAAAUGAUUGGCCUGCCCUCUGAUUUCCUGCAUUCUAAGGAACAGACGCUCGGUGGCGGUGUGAUCCAAACAACAGCCAGUGACUGCACGUUUGUUACCCUGCUCGGUGCACGAGCGGAAAUGAUCCGGAAGGUGAAGGCUACAACUAAUAUGGAAGACGCAGAGAUCAACGCCAGGCUAAUCAGCUACUGUUCCGAUCAGGCUCAUUCGUCAGUGGAGAAGGCGUGUUUGAUUGGCUUGGUCAAACUGCGAUUCCUGCCGAGUGAUGAGAAGCUGAGCCUGCGAGGAGAAACACUCCGAGAAGCCAUCGAGAAGGACAGAGAGGAGGGGCUGAUACCCUUUUAUCUGUGUGCAACUUUGGGGACCACUGGCGCAUGUGCAUAUGAUAAUUUAAAAGAGCUGGGUCCAAUAUGUGCAGAAGAAGGCAUCUGGAUGCACAUCGACGCAGCCUACGCCGGUUCUGCUUUUAUCUGCCCCGAGUUCCGGAAGUACAUGGCUGGUGUGGAGCAUGCGCAGUCCUUUGCCUUUAAUCCUUCCAAAUGGUUGAUGGUCCACUUUGACUGCUCAGCCAUGUGGGUAAAGAAUAGCGGAGCCCUGCACAGGACAUUCAACGUAGACCCUUUGUAUCUGAAACACGAUAACUCAGGUGCUGCUAUUGACUACAUGCACUGGCAGAUUGCGCUCAGUCGGCGAUUUCGCGCCAUCAAGUUAUGGUUCGUCAUUCGCUCUUUUGGAGUGGAGGGGCUACAAAAUCACAUUCGCAAGGGUGUGGAGCUGGCGAAAAGGUUCGAGUCCCUCGUCCAGCAGGACGACAGGUUCGAGAUACCGGCAGACAGAACGCUAGGAUUCGUCGUUUUCCGGCUGAAGGGCGACAACGAACUCACGGAGCUCCUGCUGAAGCGUCUUAACUCAACGGGCCGAGUACACAUGGUACCAGCGUCACUGAAAGGCCGUUACAUCAUUCGCUUCACUGUGACGUCACAGUACACCACUCCCGGGGACAUCGAAGAGGACUGGAACGUGAUUCGGAGAACAGCCGAUCAGGUGAUAGAGGACCUGGUGAAGGAGGAACAAGAGGAAGAAGAGAUUCCUGUCGAAGAAGAGGAGGAAGAAGAGGAGGCAGAAGGCGCGCCAUCAACGAGGAGGGAGGAAGAAGAAGACGAAGAAGGAGGAGAGGCCACACGUCACGCCAAAUCGACUCUUCAGCGGCUUCCGAGCUUCAAGAAGAAGGACUACGGCAUCAGCCUCAUUCUCAGCAACGUGCCCAUGUCACCCAAGGUUAUCAACGGAAGCUUUGCGGCGCUGUUUGAAAAUUUCGAUAUCUCCGAGAUGCUGGCCCGCCACUUCCGCACGGGCGACCUUUCCAGCCGCGCGCUGCGCCUGUCCCCGAGAAAGCGCGGAAAGUUGCGAGACCAGAACAAGCAGCUGAGUCUGGACACCAGCUUCUUCGCUUCCAAGCGUCAGGCCAGCCGCUUCAAGCAGAGCUCCCUUGACUCCAAGAUCGACGACAUCCUGGAGGUCUCCUCCGUCGACAGUGAUUAUCCGGGCAACGGCAGGCGCGGGGCCGAUAGCCCUGACGACCUGGACUUUGACUUAAAUGCGGUCAAGAUCGACAACGAGGCUGACAGUCCUGGCGGCGCAGUUGAAGAAGACGAUGAGCCGGCUCGAGGAGACGCAAAGCGCGAGAGGACACAGAGCGUCACUUUUGUAAACGGCAUGCACGGAGUCUGCAAGCACUGCGGAAGGUCGUUUGAAGACUAAGUCUCCAGGCCAGCGGUCAAAAAAAAAAAAAGAAGAAAAAAGAGUAACCGUGUACAAAGCUCCCCUUUGCAAGAAGCUGGCACUCGUUUGGACAGUCACUUUGUCCCUUAUUUAGUAGAUGAUGUUAUGAUGCUAGUUUUAACUGGAGCUGUCACAUGACAGGCAUGUGAGGCAGAACUGCAUGGGUGACAACCUGCGCGACAUCUCAAAGAACACGACCUCUUUGGUCACAACGCGUAUCUUUGUUUUUAAAUUUUUUGAAGCAAGUGUCCAAUUCUGUUAAAUAUUAACGAGUCGUGUGGACAAAGUUAAUAAGAAGUUUUUCUUGAGGGGAAAAAGUAUAGUUUGUUUUAUCAGCUCAAAAGAAGUCGAAUCAUCGAAAAAGUUCUAAGAAAGAGAAAACCGCGCAGCAAAAGGCAUUGGACAAUUGAAAUGGGAAGUGGUGUUGCCGUUUAAUCAGCGAUCGGAAAAAAGUCUUUAUUAAUACUUUGAUGCGAACCUUGGGCAGAACUUUACGAUGCAGGUUAUCUAUAGUACUUACAAUGGAAAUGCACUGUAAUACCAAUUCGAUAUUUACUAUCACAGUGUCUGUUUGAAAACGAUCAUUGCACUUAUUUUCUUGGUUCUUCAACCGUCGCCCAUUUUCAAAAACGUGCAGACAGGCAAAUAAUACAACAAUAGGCUCAAACGACUAAAGCUUAUGCAGAAAUGUACUAACCCUCUAAUCCGCAUGUUAUGACAUCAAAAUCAAAGAACCCAGGUUUACGAGGCCUAUAAGCAAAAAUAAAGUUUGUGGAUGCAUACUUAAAGCUGCAGCUAUAAAUAUAGCAAAAUCAUCCAAUUUUCUAAAAGGCAUUAUUGAACUAGAUGCGAUCGCAAUAAUGUCAAGUCUGUCAAGAUGUAGGGUCACGCUAUCUCCCUUAGGACGCCAGUUUGAUAGGAAAGUAUCUUCUUUUCCCUCCCCUCCUUCCAGGCAAUAAAAAAUAUUUCUUAUGGAUAUGAGAAUCUAAACAGAUUGUUUUAAUUGACAGGAAAUGUAAUAGAAAUUAUGUUAUUUGAAUUGUAAGAAAUAUGAUUUAAUUAAAAUGGUUUAAUUGGCUUAGCUGCCGCGGCUCUGUGGUCGUAAACAAAGUCAAGGAGGUAGAAUAAUCAAAGGGAGAUAAAAAGCUAAACAACACCUAAAUCUCUCGCUGCUCUCCCUGCACCAACAUGGCCGUGCUCCUCUACCUUUCACAACUGGUUAAGGCGGGUUGUCCAGUCUAAAGAAUGAGAACAUUCCCUCGUUCCUACAUUCAAGUGUUUUAAGUCUGGGUGCAAUUUGUGAAAAACUGCGAAUGAAACUAGUGGACAGAUACUUUCUCACAGCUUUUUCCCCCUUUCAUUCACACGUUCCUUUUUAUAUUAUUUUACCUGUUUAUUCUUCUUUCUUUUUUUAUAAAAAAAAUUCUUGGUUACAUUCUCUGAUGCUUCAUUCUUUGUUGCCGUUCAUAUUUUACUUGACUAACUGCAUUCCCUCUUUAUUUGUUAAUUUAUAUAUAUAUAUGAUUAUUUUGUGAUUUCUAUGCUUGCUCAGAAGCAUAGGUACAAAUAUAUGGGUAGAAAAUUUUUUGUGAAAAGAUUUAUUUUCGAGCUCGGCUGUGACAGACUUAUAUACUGUGUCUCUAAAUCUUGUGCAAGAUUGAUAUAUUCAAUUAAUAGUUUAUGAACUGAGCAGUUAUUAGAAAGAUAUGUACGCAACAAUAUCAGCUACUGGGAACCGUAGUAAACAGACU
Molecule: messenger RNA, 5097 nt
Organism: Pomacea canaliculata
Lineage: Eukaryota; Metazoa; Mollusca; Gastropoda; Architaenioglossa; Ampullariidae
Product: histidine decarboxylase-like
Exons: 15
Coding region: 1196-3325 (709 amino acids)
Biological process (GO): L-histidine catabolic process; histamine biosynthetic process
Molecular function (GO): histidine decarboxylase activity; pyridoxal phosphate binding
Source: RefSeq, a predicted model, not a curated record